Molecule: messenger RNA, 2040 nt
Organism: Cotesia congregata
Lineage: Eukaryota; Metazoa; Arthropoda; Insecta; Hymenoptera; Braconidae
Source: the annotation of a GenBank genome assembly
AUGUUUACAGAUUUUUAUUGCAAGCGGCUUCUAUAUGUGUUAGCACGCAUAAUUAACAAGAAUGUACGGAAAAUUACAAUGGCACGACUGUGGUUAAAGUGUUUAUUAAUUAUAUUUGUUAUUUCAAUAACAAUAUUUGUAUAUUCAUUAUUAAAUGUUCGAUCAGAAAUAAAAAUUUAUAAAAAAGUUUUACCACAGCCAACCAAAAUAAUGAGUGACGUAUAUUCAGAACAGUUAAUAAAUAAUAAACCUGAUUGUAACAAUAUUGAAAUUGCUAUGGUUUGCGCCGAUUAUAAUUCAACGCAAUCAUUAAUUACUGUUAUAAAAUCAUUAUUAUUUUAUCGGACUAAACCUUUACGGUUUCAUUUUAUCGUCGAUGAGAUAUGCAAUAAAACAUUAAAUGUUUUAUUGAAAACUUGGAAUUUACCUCAUGGGGUUUAUGGUCUUUUGAAAGUGAUAUUACCAGAAAUUUUAGCCAUUGAAAAAGUUAUUGUACUGGAUACUGAUAUUACUGUACUGAGCGACAUUUACGACCUGUGGAAAAUAUUUAAUGAAAUGGAAAAUGAUGGAGAUAAAAGUAAAAAUGUUUUUGCGUUGGCCGAAAAUCAGAGUGAUUGGUAUAAAAAAAAAUCGGAUAGUGGACAACGCCCAUGGCCGGCAAUAGGACGUGGUUUUAACACUGGUGUUAUGCUAAUGAAUUUAAAAGCACUGCGUGAAACUAAAUUUAGUGACUUGUGGAUAAAUACGACACAAUAUGUUAUCAAAGAGCUUUAUGAAACAAGUUUAGCUGACCAAGAUAUUAUUAAUGCUGUUAUCAAAAACAAUCCGUCGAUGGUUUAUGUAUUAGACUGUACAUGGAAUGUUCAACUGAGUGAUCACACGAUUAGCGACCAGUGUUAUAGCACUGCCAAACGAAUUCAAAUAUUACACUGGAAUUCACCACGCAAACAAAGUGUAAAAAACAAAAAUUCAAAUGAUUUUAAUAACAUGCACAAAGUGUUUCUUGAUAUGAAUGGCAACUUGUUGAGGCGUAAAUUAUUCGGAUGCGAUCCAAUUAAAAAUUUAACAUACAUUGAGAGUAAAGAUAAUUGUAGGAAAUUUUCAAAAAAUUCAGCCAUUACGUAUCGGACCCAUUUAUUUAUCCGCGAAUAUCAGUAUGAUAAUUACAUAGACGCAGAUGUUGGUCUAGUGACUCAAUGUAGUUUUGAUCGAAUAACUUUGCUAGAUGAAUUAUGCAAACGUUGGCCUGGAACAAUCAGCGUCGCUGUCUAUUUAACAGACGCAGAAGUACAGUUGUUUCUUGAUUUUGUACGCAAUUCUGAUGUUUUGAAAUUCAGAAAAAAUAUCGCUUAUCAUGUUGUGUAUAAAGAUGGGGAAUUUUAUCCAAUUAAUUACUUACGUAACGUUGCAAUUUCCCAAAUUCAAACUCCGUAUAUAUUUCAAUUAGACAUUGAUUUUUUGCCGCCAGUAGAUUUAUACGAAAAAUUGAUAGCGUAUAUCUAUAAAUUGAAUAGAAAUGUAACUGAUGCCUCUAAUAGAAACGCAUUGAUUGUACCAGCAUUUGAAACACAACGAUACAGGUUCACGUUUCCUGUUAAUAAAGAAGAAUUACUAAAGUACCUAAAUUACGGUGUUUUGUAUACAUUUCGUUACCACGUAUGGACAAAAGGUCAUGCUGCAACUAAUUACAGUAAUUGGAAAACUGCAACUAAACCUUAUCAAGUUACAUGGGAACCGGAUUUCGAACCUUAUAUUGUAGUGCAUAAAUCAGCCCCACUUUAUGAUGAACGAUUCAUUGGUUUUGGCUGGAAUAAAGUUUCAUAUAUUACCCAUUUAACUGCCUUAGGAUAUAGUUACAUUGUUUUACCCGACGUAUUUAUAAUUCACCGUCCACAUGCUCCCAGUUUGGAUAUUGGUAAAUUUCGAACUGAUGCUCUCUACCGCAGGUGCCUGAAAAAAUUGAAAGAUCAAUUUGUUGAUGAACUGAUAGUUAAAUAUGGAAAUAAUUCAUUAAUUAAAUUAAAAAAAACCAAAGAAUAA